AUGGGGCUUAUGUUUGAAGAAUUAGAAGAAAUCAGUAAAAAUAUUGAGAAGUCAAUAGAUUCAAGAAAAAAAGUGGAUCUUCUUAUUAGAAAAUCAAAAUUAUAUCUUAAAUUGAAAAAAGUUGAAGAAGCAGUAAAUAUACUGCUUGAAGGCUUUUAUAUAUCACCUGAUAAUGAAGAAAUUAGAAUUUUGCUAAAUGAAUUGAAUAAAGAGUUUGAAGGAGUUUUAAUAUUCUCAUUUGACUUUAUUAAAGCAAUUUUAUUAAAUAAUUCAAGAAAAUGUCAAGAUCAAGAAAUAUUUAAUUAUUUUCUAGGACCUAAUCAGGAUUUACGAGUUAAAAAAUUUAUUGAAAAUAAGGGAAUUUUUGAAUUGAUGGAAGGAUUUUCAAAAUCCUUGUAUAUUUUACAUUUUUAUCUUGUUGGACGUCUUAUUUUAAUGCUUUGUUCUUUGUCAGACCUUAUAUGUGAAUCUAUGAUUAAUUAUAUAAUUUCUAAUGAGCCUGAUAUAAUAUUUCUAUCAAAAGUUCCUGAUACUAUUAUUCAAACAAUAUUUUUAGUUUUUUGCAAAAAAAGUUUAUGGCCAUCUACAAGAACAUGGGAGUUUUCUUUGCAGAAUUUUUUCAAUAGCAUUAGCAAGGAAAUAAAAGAGUCGAAAAAAGAAAGACAGAUAACAUUACUGAAGGGCAUUCAUGAUAUUUUUUCUUUAGAAAAUGAAGUUUUUCGAGUUUUCUGUAACUCUUCUUCUUUAUAUAGUAUAUUUAUUCUAUUUGGGAAUAAAAAUGAUAAAGAUAUCAGGAAAUUAUCUUCCUUAUUAACAUUUAAAUUGAUUAAGCAAAAAAAAAAUGUUUCAGAAAAAUUUUUAGAAAAUUUUAUUUUUAAUUUUAUAAUUGGAUGUUUUAAAGAAGGCAGAAAUGAAACACUAAUUGGAGCAUAUUCAAUACUUACAUAUCUUUUUACUAUUGAUUCAUCAAUGGCUGUUACGCUCUUUCUAAAAGAUGGAUUUUUAGAAGAAAUAUCUUCAGAUAUUAAAAAUGAUAAUGAAGUGAAUUUAUUUCUCUUGGAAAUGAUUUCAUCUUCCUGUAUUAAUAUUGAUUGUCGUAAAAAACUUUUAGAAAUUUUUAUGCCAGUUCUAAACGACUUAAAAAAGCAAAAAAACAUCAAAAUUUAUUCAUUAUCUAAGAUUAUUAUUAUAAAACUAACAUCUCAGACGAAUAAAGAACAAAAUAUUAAUAAAGAAGACAUAUUAAAUCUUGCAAAAAAUCUUGUUUUAAUUAUUUCUCAGGAUUAUAAUGACACAAAUAUGUCAUUCAUUGAGGGUCUAGCUUAUGUUUCUAUGUUUUCUCAUGUAAAAGAAUAUUUAGCUUCAGAAGAAAAGUUAUUUAUAGCAAUUUCUGAAAGAGUUAAAAAAGAACCGAGUGACAUUAAUUUCAUUUAUCCAGCUUUCGUAUCUAUUAAAAAUAUUGUAAAUUACAAAUCCGAAUUAACUGAAGAACAAAAACAAAUAAUUAAACUUAAAAGUAUAGCGCAAGGAUCUUCAGAGAACAGUGAAGACAUUUUGGAAUCUAACGAAAAAGUCACAGAACGUUGUUUUAAAAUCAUAAAUUAUCAAAUGUCAAUGACUCUUAAUUUGGCUUUAUCAUGUCAUUCAGAUGCUAUAAAAACUUUAUGUUCAAAAAUAAUACUUUCAUUUUCAAUUGAGAAAAAACAUCGUAUUAUUCUUGCAAAACAAGGUGUUAUUCGAAUUCUUUAUAAUAUAAUAAAAGACUAUCAAACAAAAACAUUAUCAAUUGAGGAUUCUGAAAACAAUUUUUUAUAUCCUGCUAUAAUUUCACUUGUAAAAAUUCUUAUUACUGUUAAUCCGAAUUUAAUAUUUGAUCGAUCAAGAUUUCAGGUUGAUGAUCUCAUAAAACCCAUAUAUGAAUGUUUAAAAAUAUCAGAAAAUGAUAAUUCGAUAGUUCAGUUUGAAUGUCUUCUUGCACUUACUAAUUUGGCUUCUAUGAAUAUAGAAAUUAGAGAAAAACUUGUAUCUAUUCUUUGGCCUAUGAUUGAAUUAUUGUGGCUUUCAAAUAAUGAAUUGAUUCAGAGAUCAACGAUUGAAUUGAUAUGUAAUUUAGUUGCAUGUCCAUCUGGUGUAGCUAUAUUUAAAAAAAAUAAACAAAGAGUUCAUAUUUUAUUGGCAUUAGCAGAUUCUCCAGAUAAAAAUACUCGCUCUGCUGCAGGAGGUGCUUUAGCCAUUUUAUCUGAUGAUUUAUCUAUUUGUAAAAUAAUAUUGGAAAAAGAAAAUGGAAUUAAAAUUAUAUUAGACAUGAUAAAUGAAGAUGUUGAAGAUUUAAUACACCGCGGAUUAGUUUGUAUAGCAAAUAUAAUAUAUUCAUUAGAUUUUAAAGAUAAGGUGUUAUUUGAAAGACUAAAUAUUAUAGAGGAUUUAUAUAAAAUCAUAAAAAAAACUGAAAAUAAGGAAAUUAUUGAUUUAUCUUAUCAAAUUAUUGAAGAGUUACAAAAAAAAAUCAAGUACAUAAAUUAA
This is a messenger RNA of Pneumocystis murina B123, 2523 nucleotides long. RefSeq lists its product as hypothetical. The record is from RefSeq and is a predicted model, not a curated record. The transcript has 2 exons. Lineage: Eukaryota; Fungi; Ascomycota; Pneumocystomycetes; Pneumocystales; Pneumocystaceae. Bases 1 to 2523 code for a protein of 840 amino acids.